GACCCCGGGCCCCGGCCCCGCCUGCUGCUCCUAUCCCCACCUGGUGCGCGCCUCUCGGGGGUCGACCCCGAAGAGGUCCCGACGCCUUCGUUCGGGGUGGACCCAGCAGGUUUUCUAUCAGAUGUUCCACUGUAAUAAUGCUGGAGUUAAGCGGUUUCCAUUUCUGUGCUCCAAAUCAGAAGACUUUUUUCCCUGCAUACAGUAUAGGAGAAAUGUUUAAAAACAAUUGGCAACUGACUGGUGUUUAAAACUGAAGAUUGUCAUGACUGUUUAACCUAAACUCUAUGCUGAAGUAGGAUUAAUUGUAUUGGAAAUACUAAUUUGGGGUAACCCAAAUCUAUUUCUGGAACCAUGAAAAUUUUGUUGGUGUUUGACUUUGACAAUACAAUCAUAGAUGACAAUAGUGACACCUGGAUUGUGCAGUGUGCUCCAGACAAAAAACUUCCUAUUGAACUACAAGAUUCUUAUCAAAAAGGAUUUUGGACAGAAUUUAUGGGCAGAGUCUUUAAAUACUUGGGAGAUGAAGGUGUAAGAGAAAAUGAAAUGAAAACAACAAUGACAUCAAUACCUUUCACUCCAGGGAUGGUGGAACUUUUCAACUUUAUAAGAAAGAAUAAGGAUAAAUUUGACUGCAUCAUUAUUUCAGAUUCAAAUUCAGUCUUCAUAGACUGGGUUUUAGAAGCUGCCAAUUUUCAUGAUAUAUUUGCUAAAGUGUUUACAAAUCCAGCAGCUUUUGAUAGCAAUGGUCAUCUCACUGUGGAAAAUUAUCAUGCUCAUUCUUGUAAUAGGUGCCCAAAGAAUCUUUGCAAAAAUGUAGUUUUGGUAGAAUUUGUAGAAAAACAGUUACAACAGGGAGUGAAUUAUACACAAAUUGUGUAUAUAGGUGAUGGUGGGAAUGAUGUCUGUCCAGUAACCUUUUUAAAGAAGAAUGAUGUUGCCAUGCCACGGAAAGGAUAUACUUUACAGAAAACUCUUUCCAGAAUGUCUCAAAAUCUUGAAUCUAUGGAAUCUUCUAUUGUGGUUUGGUCUUCAGGUGUUGAAAUAAUUUCUCAUUUACAAUUUCUAAUAAAGGAGUAAUAUACCAACAA
This is a messenger RNA of Ictidomys tridecemlineatus (thirteen-lined ground squirrel), 1088 nucleotides long. The record is from RefSeq and is a predicted model, not a curated record. Lineage: Eukaryota; Metazoa; Chordata; Mammalia; Rodentia; Sciuridae.